GCGAUCGAGCGAAACGGUAAUUAAUAAUUGUGCAAAUAUAUUUCGUUUCGUUAAAAGAGAAAAAUGGCGGGAAAGUUUGACGUUUAUAUAUUUUUUAAUUUGUUUUUAAUAGUUAUUGGACAUGAACUGAAACAAGUUUGUAUAUUAAGUAGGCAUAAUGUCCGUACACCGUUGACAGCUAAAUUGGAACAUUUCUCGCCGAAUGUUUGGCCGGAUUGGAAUCAAGAGCCUGGUUUGUUGACAGCGAAAGGUACAAGACUAGAAGAAUAUAUGGGUGAUUAUAUAUCGAAGUGGCUUAAAAAGGAAAAGUUGUUAGGUGAAAGCUGUCCAGAUAAGGAUUCCGUUCUUAUUUAUGCAAAUACGAGGCAAAGAACACGUCAAUCUGCAAAGGCGUUUGUACGAGGUGCGUUUAGUUCUUGCAAUAUAAAUGUUCACAGCAUUAACUCUGAAGAAAUGGAUCCUAUAUUUAAUCCGGUCUUUAGAAAUACAUCGGAUGUCUUAAAAAACGUUAUAGUUAAAGAAAUGCAGCAAAAACUAAACGAACUACAUCUCAAAGGAUCAUAUGAAGAAUUAGAAGGAAUUAUUGAUAUAAAAAAUUCUGAUGCUUGUAAAAUUAAUAAUAUAUGUAGUUUUGUUGAUAUGAAAGAUGUUAUUUAUUAUGAAAUCGGACAUGAACCUAACAUCAAAGGUCCAUUAGCUUAUGGGAAUUCUAUUGUAGAUUCAUUUUUAAUGAGUUACUAUGAAGGAAUGCCAUUAGAAAAAGUAGCCUGGGGUAGUAUCGAUAGUUCUGUCAAGUGGAAGUCACUCGCCGAAAUAACAAAGGCAAACCAAAACGUUCGCUUCAAUAGUACAGUUUCAGCUAAAGAAAUAGCAAAACCGUUGACAAAUUACAUGAAAGCAUUAUUCGAAAAUAGAAACGCGCCAAAAUUCGCUCUAUUACACGGACAUGAUUCGAAUUUAAAUUCAGUAAUGGCGGCCAUUGGUUUUAAGCAGUAUGAGUUGCCAGAUCAAUAUGAAUUAACGCCAAUAGGCGGGAAAUUAGUUUUUCAAAAAUGGCACGACGAUGACUUGGAUUUAGAUUUGUUGAAAGUGCAUUAUGUUUAUCAAACUAUUAAACAAUUGCGAGAAGAAAUAAAACUAUCGAAUGAAAAUCCCCCUCGUUGGGUAGAAAUGGAAAUUGUGGGAUGUCCAAAGGACAAACAAGGAUAUUGUCUCUGGGAUGAUUUUAUGAAAAUAUUAAAGAUGAUUUAAUUUAAGUUGUAAUAUUAUAUAUAAAUAUUUUUUUUCCAUUAUUUCGAUAGUUGUGAUACUUUGAAAAAAAUUUAAUGGGCGUGUAAAAAGUGGCCACUUUUUUAUUAUUAAGUAUAAAUAAUAGUUGAUUUAUAUCAUUAGAUUCAAUUUUAUAACUAAAACCAAUAAAAUACAAUUGUAAGUUUAAAAUUAAGGACAGCUAGUUCUGUGCUAGUAAUUAUACCAAUGGGUUUUAAAUCCCUUUAAAGCAAUCUGAAAACUUUCAACCAUUUACCUAUAUAUGUUUAA
Molecule: messenger RNA, 1539 nt
Organism: Nymphalis io (European peacock)
Lineage: Eukaryota; Metazoa; Arthropoda; Insecta; Lepidoptera; Nymphalidae
Product: glucose-1-phosphatase-like
Exons: 1
Coding region: 64-1251 (395 amino acids)
Biological process (GO): dephosphorylation
Cellular component (GO): outer membrane-bounded periplasmic space
Molecular function (GO): sugar-phosphatase activity
Source: RefSeq, a predicted model, not a curated record